Molecule: messenger RNA, 2409 nt
Organism: Ornithodoros turicata
Lineage: Eukaryota; Metazoa; Arthropoda; Arachnida; Ixodida; Argasidae
Exons: 1
Coding region: 1-2409 (802 amino acids)
Source: RefSeq, a predicted model, not a curated record
AUGGAGCCAGAUAUCCUUCUAUAUCCUCCUGAGGAUCUCACAUGUAGGCUCUGUGGAAACGUUUCCACAGCGCGGUCAAAGUUUCAGGACCACUACGCUGAGAGCCAUAACAUUGAAAUACUUUGGAGAUGUUCUAAGUGCCUGGACAAGGUACUGGGUCCUAUCAAAUCAAUAUCGUCCCACCUUUCUAAGUGUGCCCGAAGGCAGCCCGCUGCCUCACAGCCUCAAGAUCGCACUGCACAGGCGAGUGGCACGACGGAUCGUGAAACAGUAUCUGCGCCUGAACCGGGCCAAUCGGAAGCCUCCCGUGCUACCAUCAUAUCCUACGGCAGAUGGACCGACUCAGAAUUGAGAGCCUUAGCCAACCUUGAGGUUUCUUUGGGAACGCACCCAUUCAUUAAUCAGGAAUUGGCUAAAAGAUUCACGACCAGAUCUGUGAUGAGUAUCCGCACGCAAAGGCAUCAGGCGCGCUAUAAAGAAAUCUACCAGCAAGCGUUGCGGGAUCCUGUCGUGGCGGCUCUAUCGUCAGUCCCUGUAGUGGCCAGAGGCUUGGAUACCGAGAGACAUGCUGAGAUAGAGGUGGGGGCGGCUGCGGGUCGGGUACAUGACGAAAGGAAUGAUGAAGGGGCCACGGACCCCAUUACUCAAAAUCUAUCUUCUCACAGUGAAAUGACAUUUGUGGCCCCGGACUGGUCCCAGUGCGACACUGCCCAGAGGGUGCCUACGGACUCUGGGGACGUGGGUGCUGCUGCCUCUGGCGGCGGGGGCUCGGGUGUGCGCGGGCGAGCUGUCGACCCGAUGGAGUUAACCCGUUCAUUGAACACGACUUUGGAAGAAAUGGAGCCUGAGCUUUACAUUACCUCCUCGAAUGCCACCAACCUGUCAGAGCUAGCGGAACUGCUGGCCGGAGAGGCUUCGAGCCCCCCAAAUCAACAGUGGCUGAUGGGUAACUUGGGUCCGAGCAUGGCCCGAGUGUCUGUUCACAACGAACUGGGUGCUGGGGAGAGUGAUGAUGUCACGCCCCAUAAUCUGAUUAAUGCACCGUGUGGCAUUAACGCUACAUCUAAUGGAAACGGGAGUUCUGUUGGUGAGACGGCGAGCUUGCGUUCGCCCGGGUCUGUGGCGUUGGGGGUGGCGCCGCCCUUGCCCCCGGAUCCUGAUGGGGCUCUGCCCUUACAGACCCAGCGGCGUUUCUCUGAAGUAUCCUGUUUGUUCGAAGAGGUUGGGCUGUCGGAUGCCUCGCUCGCGAGGAGGAUUGCAACCUCACCUAUAUCUCAAUUGGACCUUGAGUCCAUUCUUCGACACUUCGGAGUUGCGCUGGGCCCGAGAUCGAAUAAACCAUCAAGGGCGAAUAAUCAAAGGCGGGGCCACUCUCAGAGAGGCAACAGAAGUGAGAGAAAGAAACGAAAAUUUAACGAACAUCAGCGUUUGUAUCGCUUGGGCCCUCGUGUAUUGUUACACCAACUGAUGUCAGAGGACCAAGAGGGCUCUACAGUACUUAAGUUAGAAGAGAUCCAGGGGCUUUAUGAACCUAUAUUCUCAAAUUCGUCUGGUUCAACGGGAAUUGAGAUCCCGUCCCGUGAUAAGGCUGUUGUGGAUACCACGCCUUUCAGUUAUGAGGAGGUGGUCGACACACUUCGGCAGAUGGACAAGAAGGCGGCACCUGGUCCGGACCACAUGAAAGUAAGCGACCUGUAUAUGAUCCCACCUAAGAUAUUAUGUCUGAUCAUGAAUAACUUCUUUAUUCACAAAGUUAUCCCCCCGGAGUUAAAGAGAUCAAGGACUAUUUUUAUACCAAAGAAAGUUACGCCAAGAUCAGCGGCGGAAGUAAGACCGAUCACUAUGUCACCAGUGAUAUGUCGUUUAUACUCCCGUCUGCUCCUCCGUAGGCUCUCGGCCGAGAAUUCCUUCCAUCCCCUGCAGGGGUGUUUUCAAGAAGACAGAGAGACGAGCACUAACCUUCUGGCCCUCCAGGCUCUUAUGAAGAUUUUAAAGAAACAGAAAAAGAGCCUGUACGCAGUGAGUCUGGAUGUCCGCAAGGCCUUCGACUGUGUGUCACACGAGGCCAUUGUCGCAGCUGCAGAAGGAAGGGACAUCCCUGAACACUUCUUACAAGUGUUGCAAGACCUUUACAAGGGAUGUUCGACAUCGUUUUUCUGGAACGGCAAGACCAAUGGGAGAGAGGUGACAGUUAACCAGGGUAUUAAACAAGGAGACCCUCUCUCUCCCUUUUUGUUCAAUGCCGUUCUAGAUCCCUUCUUGCAGCUGGCUAACGAUUCGGGCCUCGGGGUUCAGAUAGAUCGACAGCACGCGGCAGCGAUGGCCUUCGCGGACGAUCUCCUGCUUUUUUCAUCUAGUUUGGAGCGUUGGUGCGAAUGUCUGAGGACUAUCUCGGCCGAGCAAGCCUGA